AUGCAGUCCGCUGUCCUUGCCUUAGCAGCAGCUAUCUAUAGCACUCAGGUCGCUGCCCAGUCUUUGAACUAUUACCCACAGUCAGGCACGAACCACACUGCACCCAACGAAGGUUAUGCCACUUUCAUGGAAGCCGAUCAGAGCCCAAACGCCUCCCACUCGGUCCAGUUCGCGCACUACGACACGAUAUUGGGAGACCCAAUGAACGACACAAUCUUGAAGAACUGGACGUGGACUGUCAAGGUCAGCGAUGUUUACAUGCCAAAUGCAUCGAUCUAUAAUGGAAGUCUGACGAAUGUUGCCUACACCACAUAUGACUUCUCCUGGCCAGAGCAGGGCUCCUUAAACAGUGCUCUGCGCGCAGAAGUCAAUGCCAGCCUCGGUGAAUACUACCCUUCAUGCGCCUUUCUUAUCACUGCGCACUUCCCGGAGCAUGUAUCGAAGAGAUGGGACGGCACCUCAGAUUGUUCUUCUGCACUGGGUUCGAAGUGCGUCGAGGCCUUGACGAACAGAAUUCAUGCUUCCGAAAACUGUGUCAGCUCCUUCCCAUCAGGCAACCCUGACUUUAUGACGGCCUGCGAGGACUCCUUUGGCUCUGUGAACAAUGAUGGAUGGGGCAUAGGAGGCACAGUCUUUGGUGAUGGCUCGGUCUUUACUACGAACCAGACCUCUUUGCAGAAGGUCCAGACCUAUGCGUACUAUCUCAGUCGGCCAUACGCUGCUGGCAAUUCGUCUGCGUUCGAAACUGUGGCAAACAAUGUCCAAGUACUGGCCUUGGCAGGUUCGCGCACGAAACUGCUAUGCAACCGUGCUGGUGAUGGAAAGCGUUUAACAAGUGCUGCGCCGAGUGGCAGAGACACAAGCCACAGUAUGACAGCCGUGUUAGCCGUCACCAUCGCCAUGGUGAUAUUGCUGUAA
Molecule: messenger RNA, 918 nt
Organism: Fulvia fulva
Lineage: Eukaryota; Fungi; Ascomycota; Dothideomycetes; Mycosphaerellales; Mycosphaerellaceae
Exons: 2
Coding region: 1-918 (305 amino acids)
Source: RefSeq, a predicted model, not a curated record